CGAUUACGCGUUCAAAUAUCAACCUCCUCUCCAAUUCACAGCUGACGGCGACGUUUCUUCAAAACUGGAGUACUACUGGAGUAUAUCGACAAAAAACAAUAAAUUAUCGUACCGUGUGCGUUUUCGCACAUAGCUUAAAGGAAUAAUGAUUUGGGAGUGCGCGUUUGGCCCAGCAUUGUAUAAGUUUCACGAGAACACAUGGCUCACUUAUAAACCGGGAAAUUUGGAAAGAUGGAGCGACAAUUUGAUCACGUCGCUUGCAGCAAUUUGGUCGAUCAGUUUUUAUGUUUUUCCCUUCAUCCUCGUUCACAGGCGAAGUUAUUCGCUUGCCGAAAACGCUCAGUCGCUGGUUAAACUAGCUGCCAGUGCCGGUGCGAUUUUAAUCACUUCACUUGUCUUGCGUGGAUACGCACGAGCCAAUAAUCCUAAUUACGUUAGAUUUAUGCAGAGCAUCGCCAAUUUGAGUACAAAAGGAGAAACUGAUAAAAGAAGGGAACUUCUGCGAUAUGAUUUUGACUUUAAAGCCUGGCCAGUUGAUUGGGAACACUCGGCUUCACCACCACGGAAGUUAGCCAGUCUAGAUUGGACUUACAAGCGAGAUGGGAUAACGCUGCUCUUCUGCAAACUGAUAGCUUACGCUAUAGCUCAUACCGUCGCUCUCAAGCUUAUGUAUCCUGGAAGCAUGUCAUCUCUCAACUGGGCAAUGAGAACCACGCUACUCGAUAGCAGGAUAGGGCUGCUCGAAAUGAAUGGCAAACGUUACAAAUUAUUGUCAUCAGACAAAAACGAAAUCGACACGAUGUUCAUCGACGCUCGCAACAAAUCAGGAAACGGCGACAUUCUUGUUAUUACUUGUGAGGGCAAUUGCGGCUUUUAUGAAAUUGGAAUUGUUUGGACACCCCUCCAAAAAGGGUAUUCGGUACUUGGAUGGAACCAUCCUGGUUUUGGUGGAAGCACUGGUCAACCACUUCCGAUGCAAGAACAAGCUGCGAUUGAUUGCGUUAUAAAUUUUGCAAUAGAAAAGCUUAAUUUUCCUGUGGAGAAAAUAAUACUUUAUGGAUGGAGCAUUGGCGGAUACACUGCGACCUGGGCAGCUGCUAAUUAUCCAGAAAUUAAAAGCCUGGUUCUUGAUGCGACCUUCGAUGACGUUUUGCCACUUGCGAUCGAGCGAAUGCCAAAAUGGAUCGAAUGUAUUGUCAGAAUCGCCGUGAGGGAACAUCUGAAUCUCAACAUUGGCGAAUUGUUGAAUAAAUAUGACGGCCCAGUGUUAGUUGUAAGACGCACUGAUGACGAAAUAAUGGCCGGUCCAAAUUCUUCAAUUCUCUCUAAUCAAGGGAAUCCGCUUGUCGUUAAAUUAUUGAAACGACGGUAUCCCGAACUUUUUGUCGACUGUGACGAGUCUCAUAUUGCUCUCACGCAAUUUCUUGCACAGCCUCACGAUACGGAAAAUUCCAGCGUUCUAGCGAUUCCAAGUCCUCUCGAUGACGAUUGUAUUGAGGAAUUGAAAUUGGCUUUGGAAAACGCUACUACAGAUAAGAUUCCUUUGUAUCCGUCACGCGUAGGUCUUAAUUUAAACAAUAGAAAAAAAAUCAACCUUGUCAAAUUCUUGGUACGUAAAUAUAUGGAGGAUCAAGCAUCUCAGCAUUGUCAGCCCCUCGCCGCAGAAUUAUUUCACCACGGCUGGAAUUUAAAAUCUAUAUUAGAAUUCCGACCUCAAUCAACAUAAUGGAGCUCGAAUAAAUGAUAAAAAAAAAACCAACAUUAGGUGAUAAAAUGGAAUAUUUCUCGAAAGAUUUCUUUUUUAAGAAAACAAAUCUUGAGACGCGCGAAAAGGAAAAGAUGGAGUUAAAGCUAACGAGGACACAUCAGAUCCUCGAGCCAAAAUAAAUAAAUUAUAAAAAAAAAGGAACACGACAGUUUAAAAAAUAAAUGUAUGCGAUCAUUUUCGUUGGUAAAAGUAUGUAUUUUAUAUAAUGCAUAGCAAAAAAAUAAUCUUUCAAUAUCGCAACAUACGCAUACACAUACACACACAAAAGAAUGGACACCGUAGCUCUGAAAUUUCAACAGAAUUUAUCCUUUUCGCGAAAAUUGUAAAUGGAACUUGUUGUUCAUCCGAAUUUUUUCAAAUUUGACGUUGGGAUCAUAAAUAAAUAUAUAUGUUUAUGUACAUAUAUUUGGAAUGGAA
Molecule: messenger RNA, 2185 nt
Organism: Venturia canescens
Lineage: Eukaryota; Metazoa; Arthropoda; Insecta; Hymenoptera; Ichneumonidae
Product: phosphatidylserine lipase ABHD16A
Exons: 9
Coding region: 146-1726 (526 amino acids)
Biological process (GO): monoacylglycerol catabolic process; phosphatidylserine catabolic process
Cellular component (GO): endomembrane system
Molecular function (GO): glycerophospholipase activity; monoacylglycerol lipase activity
Source: RefSeq, a predicted model, not a curated record